This is a messenger RNA of Sclerotinia sclerotiorum 1980 UF-70, 3039 nucleotides long. RefSeq lists its product as hypothetical. Bases 1 to 3039 code for a protein of 1012 amino acids. The record is from RefSeq and is a predicted model, not a curated record. Lineage: Eukaryota; Fungi; Ascomycota; Leotiomycetes; Helotiales; Sclerotiniaceae. Gene Ontology annotation, biological process: fungal-type cell wall biogenesis; peptidyl-serine phosphorylation; intracellular signal transduction. The transcript has 6 exons. Gene Ontology annotation, molecular function: ATP binding; diacylglycerol-dependent serine/threonine kinase activity.
AUGCAAAACAACGAUGAGGAGGCUCUCAGCUCCGUCUACAAAAAGAUCCAGCGCGAGCGUGCUCUCCUCAAUGCCGCAAAUCAAAUGAGGCAGCAAACUCAAAAUGAGCAAGUCAGAGCUAGGCUAGAUAUUCAAAUGCGCGAUGGUCGUCGAAACAUUUCAUACCUGGAGGAGCGCAUGAAGGAAUUACAAGUACGGACGGAAGGUCGAACAGGUAGCGCGGGGAGUAGUGGCGGUACUGGUCGCCCGCCCAGUAGCGGUCUACGCGAUGAUAGAGGUAAUCCGCCGCCAACCCCGCCGCCCAAAGAUGCCAGAGGUAAUCCUAUUGAGACUGGGGAUCAGGCUGGCUAUGGCACUCAGGAAUAUAGUGUGAUUGGUGGACAUGGUGAUAUGAUGCCUCCGAGAAAUCCAUUCGCGCCUCCUGCACCUGGUUCUGGCAUGCCUAGAUCACGUCCUAAUUAUACCAAGCUUGAUCUCAUCAAAUAUGAUACCCCUUAUCUCGGGCCCCGCAUCCAGCUCAUGCUUUCACAAUUGGAAUUUAAGCUUAAUGUUGAGAAACAAUAUUUGUUGGGUAUUGGGAAGAUGGUUCAAUUAUAUGAAAUGGAGCGCGAUCGGAAGAGUAAAGCUGAUGCUGCUGCUCGUCGAGUCGAGAGUAAUCAAAAGAUUCAAAUCCUCAGACAGGCUUUGAAGGGUUAUGAAGAUUUACAUAUAGACAUGGAGAGCUCAGCAGAUGCUCCAGAUGAUGAUAGUAUCAAUACUCCCAAUAUGCGAAAACCUUUAACGGGACAACUUGUUCUUCGCAUUCAAGCAGUUAAGGAUGUUGAUCAUGCAACAACUAGUAGAUUUACAAGAGGUCCGGAAACAUCGAUUGCCGUCAAGGUGGAAGAUAAUGUUGUUGCAAGAACGAGAUAUACCCGGACGGAUAAAUGGGAGAAUGAAAUUCACAACAUAUAUGUGGACAAAGCGAACGAGAUCGAACUUACGGUUUACGACAAGGCGGGUGAUCAAGCAUUGCCUAUUGGUCUAUUAUGGAUAAGAAUAUCCGAUAUCGUUGAAGAAAUGAGACGGAAGAGAAUCGAGGCCGAAAUCAACAACUCAGGAUGGGUUUCUGCAGACCGCAUGGCCAGUGGUAGUGCCCCACCAGCACAAUUUCCAAUGACCUCUGGCAGCACAGGUCAAUUCGGACCACCACCAGGGAGCCCGGGUACUGGAGCACAACCAGCUGAAGGAAACGCGUUUGGCGGUGGUGGGAAUGCAGUGGUAGCACCACAGCCGAUCGAUGCAUGGUUUGCUCUUGAGCCUAGUGGCGCCGUGAAUUUGAACAUUUCAUUUACCAAGCAGUCUAAAGAUCGAAGACCAUUUGACCUUGCCCUUGGUCGUAAAGGUGCCAUCCGUCAAAGAAAGGAAGAGGUCCAUGAGAUGUACGGACACAAGUUCAUUUCACAGCAAUUCUACAACAUCAUGCGAUGCGCACUGUGCGGCGACUUUCUCACAUAUACUGCUGGUAUGCAGUGCGAGGACUGCAAAUAUACUUGUCAUACAAAGUGUUUCUCACAAGUUGUUACCAAAUGUAUCAGCAAAUCUAAUGCGGAAACUGAUCCCGACGAGGAGAAGAUCAAUCAUCGUAUUCCGCAUCGUUUCGAGAAGUUCAACAAUAUGAGCGCCAAUUGGUGUUGUCAUUGUGGAUAUGUUCUACCAUUCGGUAAGAAAAAUUGUCGUAAAUGCACAGAAUGUAACCUUACAUGUCAUGCACACUGUGUACAUCUCGUUCCGGAUUUCUGUGGUAUGAGUGCGCAAGUCGCGAGGGCUAUUCUUGACGGUAUUAAAACUCAAAAGCGCCGACAACCAAUACCUGCCCCUAUGACUGGGAAAACUUUAAGAGAGAAAAGACCAGAAGCAGGAGGCAUACCGGCUGAUCAACGGAACUCCUACGGAUCACCUGACACUUCACGGCCCCCUAGAGCACCUAGCUCUACUGAAGCUACCGAAGCCGCCAAGGCAAUGUAUGUACAUGGUACUACUUCACCACAACAACAACGACCAGAGGGACCUGAUCGAACAUCUACGCAAUCAAGUGCUGCAGCUGCCGCCGCAGCUGCGAUGGGCGGUCGGCAACAAAUACCCCAAGGAAACCAAUAUCAACGAACUUCUGCCGAUUACCCUCCACAAACUGGAGCUCGACGAGGCUCGGGUGUGCAAGGCCUUGAUACACACACCGAAGAUAGUACUCCAAAACCACAAAUGCCCACACAACCAAGUUAUAAUCCUGCUUCAUAUGCAAACGUCAAUAGUGGUUAUGGUCAGCCGGUUCCACAACUUCAACCUUCACCUUCGAUGCUCCCGCCUCCUCCACCAUCCGCAACAAUGUUUGCACCCCCUUCACAAGCUCCGCCUCCGGAGAUUCCAUUACCUUCACAAGUAGGUUCACAGCAAGUUGUACCUCAUCAACAACGCAAGCCAGCUCCUGCGGCAAACGAACCAGGUACCGGACGUCGCAUUGGUCUGGAUCAUUUCAACUUUCUUGCAGUUCUUGGUAAAGGUAAUUUUGGUAAGGUCAUGCUUGCUGAGACCAAGCAAACUAAGCAACUUUAUGCUAUCAAGGUUUUGAAGAAGGAGUUCAUCAUUGAGAACGACGAAGUAGAAAGUACUAGAUCUGAGAAGAGAGUAUUCUUGAUCGCCAAUAAGGAACGUCAUCCUUUCUUGUUGAGCCUUCAUGCUUGCUUUCAAACAGAAACGAGAGUAUACUUCGUUAUGGAGUAUAUUAGUGGUGGUGAUCUUAUGUUGCAUAUUCAACGAGGACAGUUUGGAACUAAGCGUGCCCAGUUUUAUGCUGCUGAGGUGUGCUUGGCGUUGAAAUAUUUCCACGAGAAUGGUGUCAUUUAUCGUGAUUUGAAGUUGGACAACAUUCUAUUGACUCUUGAUGGCCAUAUCAAGAUUGCCGAUUAUGGUCUAUGUAAGGAAGAUAUGUGGUAUGGUUCGACAACAGGCACUUUCUGUGGUACUCCGGAAUUCAUGGCUCCAGAGCUAAUUUUGAACUAG